Molecule: messenger RNA, 318 nt
Organism: Mercurialis annua (annual mercury)
Lineage: Eukaryota; Viridiplantae; Streptophyta; Magnoliopsida; Malpighiales; Euphorbiaceae
Exons: 1
Coding region: 1-318 (105 amino acids)
Source: RefSeq, a predicted model, not a curated record
AUGCAAGUAGAGUUAAAUUCAUUAAAAAUAAGCAAUACAUGGAUUCUCACACAGCUACCAGCAAAUAAGAAGCCAAUAGGUUGCAAAUGGGUCUACAAGAUCAAAUAUAAUUUCAAUGGUACAGUUGAAAGGUACAAAGCCAGACUAGUGGCAAAAGGGUAUACACAACAGGAAGGAUUGGACUUUAUUGACACAUUUAGUCCAGUUGCAAAAAUGACAACUGUUAGAACCCUCAUUGCUCUUGCUGCUGUUCAAAAUUGGCACUUGCAUCAGCUUGAUAUCAACAAUGCAUUCUUGCAUGGGCAUCUUCAUGAAUAA